Peromyscus maniculatus bairdii (prairie deer mouse) is the source of this 4958-nucleotide messenger RNA. It is a transcript of the gene Gsap, whose product is annotated as gamma-secretase activating protein. Gene Ontology annotation, cellular component: trans-Golgi network. Lineage: Eukaryota; Metazoa; Chordata; Mammalia; Rodentia; Cricetidae. Gene Ontology annotation, biological process: positive regulation of amyloid-beta formation. The record is from RefSeq and is a predicted model, not a curated record.
CGCAGGAAGCUGCGGGCUAAGGCGCCCCGUCGGGCCCUGCGACAGCUCCCUGCCAGGGAGAGGCCUGGUCCCCCGCGUCGUCUCAGGCUGCGGCCUGGAAGGGGCGGUGCUCGGGAUCCUCCUGGCUGGACCGCCCAGAACCGAAAGCAGCAGCGGGGCGGUGGGGAGGAAGGAGAGGCGGCUGCAGGGCUGGAAGGUGAGAGCCGGCCCGGAAUGUCCACCCGGCCGCCGCCUGCGGGCCAUGGCUCUGCGGCUGGGCGUCCACUUCGACGUGCGAGCAGACGUGCUCCCGAGUCUGCCAGCCCAGGCGGCGACAGCGGCCGGAGGAGGCGGCGCAGGUGUUUUAGAAACAGCUCAGGAGAGUUUACGUGUACUAAACAUUGAAAGAAAUGGAAACAUUAUUUAUACCUAUAAGGAUAAUAAGGGAAAUGCUGUUUUUGGAUUAUAUGACUGCCAAACCAGACAGAAUGAGCAUCUGUACACCUUUGAGAAGGACAUGCAAGCUGUCAGCUGCUCUGUCAACAGCGAGAGAACCUUGCUGGCUGCAAGUUUCAUUCAGUAUACUAAGGAAGGAGUAAGGAAUGAGCUUCAGCCAGGAUCAAAGUGCUUAACUUUGCUGGUUGAAAUUCAUCCUGUCAACAAUGUGAAGGUUCUGAAAGCAGUGGAGAGCUGUAUUUGGGUACAGUUCCUCUACCCACAUGUUGAAAGUCAUCUUCUACAGAACCACCUGUUACUGAUUUCAGAAGAGAAAUAUAUUGAUCGGUUUCAUAUCCAGAUCACAAGAGAAGAUGGAAACAGAGUGGUGAUUAGAAAUUCUAGCCAUCUCCCAAGAGACAGAAUAGCUGAAGAUUUUGUUUGGGCUCAAUGGGAUAUGUCAGAGCAGAGAGUAUACUACAUUGAACUGGAGAAAUCAAAGAGUGUCUUGAAGUGCAUCCAGUUUUGGGCAGACGAAAGCUUUAAUUUAAUGUUUGAAAUGCCCUUGGACAUAUCAUUGAGUGGCUUAGGAUUUAAAUUUGUCAACUUUGGAUAUGAUUGUUAUCAAGACCAAGACAAGUUGUGUCGUCAGCCUUCUCUGUGCAUUUUUACCAACCACACAGGGAGUUUGUGUGUAUGUUACAGCCCAAAGUGUGACUCUUGGAAAAAAAUCACAUAUUCAGUGUUUUACCUUCAUAAAGGAUACAGAAAGACCUUUACUGCUGCUUCUGGGAGUGCUGACUCACACGUGGCAAAGGGCAUUACUUUUCUCAACCUCGGCUACCUUGUGGCUGUUUACUUCCCUGGUCAUUUCCUCCAUUUACUUAACAUUCAGCACCCAGACUUGAUCUGCCACAGUCUGUUUCUGACAGGAAACAAAAUGGCUGCCGUGCUACCUCCCGGUCCUUUGCAGUCUCUGCCAGGGUCCCUGAUACUGGACUGCUCUUCUGGAAAGGUCUACAGAGCAGCCCUUGACCAGUCCUACUUGAUGUGGCUCCUGUGGAACGCCCGCCUGGACUGUGAGAAGAUGGCUGCACUGCACUGUGUACUCUCCUGUGGUCGAGACCCAGGUUUCCAGGAAGAUCAGAUUGUUCAAUGGAUUUGUGAGCAUGUCUCUGCCUGCCAUUCAUUUGACCUCAUUCAGGAAUUUCUAAUUGCUUCUUCCUAUUGGAGUGUAUAUCCAGAGAUGAGUGACGUGGACAUGCUCUUACCAUACUCCUCUGUGCUGACUUGGAAUGCAGAAAUUCCUGGAAUAACGCUUGUGACAGAAGAGCUCCCAUUGCCUCUUAUGAAGGUCUACAGCUUCAAGGGGUACUGGGCAAAGCUGAGCUCCAACCUCGAGUACAUCAAGUACACGAAGCCUCACUUACACUACCACAACAGCGUUGUGAGGAGAGAAUGGCACAACCUGGUCUCUGAAGAGAAAACAGGAAAAAGAAGGUCCACGACGUACGUGAAGAACAUCCUGGACAAUGCAAUCAAGGUAAUUUCUAACAUGGAAACGAGGAUGUUGGAGCCAAAGUUAAUACCCCUCUUACAAGAAGAAGACAGGCACCAGAGGCUGCUCAUGGGCCUGAUGGUAUCUGAGCUAAGAGACCAUCUAUUGAGACACCUACAGGGCGUAGAAAAGAAGAAAAUUGAACAGAUGGUUCUGGACUACAUUUCAAAACUGCUGAAUCUCAUUUGGUGCAUGCUGGAAACCAGUUGGAGGAAACACAGUGUGCAUCCUUGGGUUUUCCACCUCAAUGACCAUGGCAGUGCUGCAGAUUUUGAAGUCUUUCAUCUCAUGACCAGGAUUUUGGAUGCUGCUAACAGCCUGUGUUGCCCUCUGCCUCCUGGUUUCCACUCUCUGCACGUGAUUCUUGGUGUGCACUGUCUCCCUUUGUACAACCUGCUGCACCUCAUUGACAAUGGGGUCCUGUUGCUCACUGAAACAGCAGUCAGAAGACUUGUGAAAGAUCUGGACAAUUCAGAAAAAAAUGAAAAGCUAAAAUUCAGCAUCAUUGUGCGGCUUCCUCCGCUUAUUGGCCGGAAGGUCUGCCGGCUCUGGGACCAUCCCAUGAGUUCCAACAGCAUUUCACGGAACCAUGUGGCGCAGCUGCUGAAGAACUACAGGAGAAAGCCUCGACACUCUAUGAUUGGCAAGUCAUCAUUCCCAGUAGAAUUUCUGCCUCUGAACUACUUCAUUGAAACUCUGACCAGCCUGGAGUCUUCCCACCAAGCUCUGUGUGAUUUUGAAGGCCAUGACAAUGUGGAUGCAGAAUUUGUAGAGGAAGCGGCUCUGAAACACACCACGGUGCUUUUGGGCUUAUGAAAGCCAGUAUGCAGAUGAACUGCUUUCAGUGUUUUAAUACUGUUUUCACCUCCUUUUCCUGGGAAUUCUUCAACAGUCUUUAAAAUUAAUAACAAGCUGGAAUAUGCUUCAGAGUGUUUGGCCUUCACUUGUUCAAACAGAGCCAGCUGCUACAUGCCUUUCCAGUGUGAGCAGCCAGUGAACAGUCAAGAGUAAUGACAGUUUCUAUGUACUGUGACAGGAACAGUUCUCUUCCUGGUAGCUCAGUAGGCUGGGAACUAGUUCUGUGGCACUCCAGAAUCAAAUAAAAACCAUAGGGAACAAUGCUUAGGACAGGAAGAGCUAGACAGAUCACUGGAAAAAAACAUAAAAUGAGCAGAAAAUGUAAAUGCUGUAAAGAGGAUUUGAGAAGAACCUGGAUUUGGACUAAACAAGAUUUGCCAUCUGCAGUAUUGAGUAAUUGUGACAAAUUAUGAUUUGUACACACAGGACUUAAAGCAGCCUCUGCCUUUAUGGUGGUUCAGAUGGAUCUGUAUUUAAUUUUAAUAUUUAUGGAAGUUUGAGUUAGUAAUAUCUUUUCAGUAAACAUGACCUCAAGCCGGGUGGUGGCGGCUCAUGCCUUUAAUCCCAGAACUCAGGAGGCAGAGGCAGGUGAAUCUCUGUGAGUUAGAGGCCAACCUGAUCUACAAAGUGAGUUUCAGGGCAGGAUCCAAAAGCUACAUAGAAAAACCUUGUCUCAAAAAACCAAAACCAACCAACCAAACAAACAAAAACAUGACCUCAAAUGCUGAAAGCUUUGGUCUGACUCUUCCCUAAUUUUUGAGCAUAGCCCUUUUAUUUGCACAGGGCAUUUUGAGCCCAUCAGCAUGUUCCUGCAGGAGCCCAUGACACUGACUAGGCGUUCUAGCCUUUCUCAUCUGUCUCCUACAUGACCCAUAGGGCUCAGCUUCCCGGUUUGGUUCUGCUUUUCUCCUACUGCUGUUUCCCUUUCUCAUGGUGAAAUUUGAAUGAUUCUAAAUGUUGUAACACAAAUGCUAAUUCACCUUAUUUUCUGCAGCCUUCGUUGUGCUCUCAAAGCUGUCCUAGCCUAUAGAAGUUCCCCUUUGUCUUCACAUGGUCAGGAAGGCUCAGAAUCUUGGCACCAGAUCAGCAAUCUGGAAAUACUGUAUAUUUGCAUUCCUUGUGCUACAAAUUCCUCUGUACAGGAGACAGCAGAUUUUAUUUAGUUCAAAUUAAAUAAAAAAUCCUCUUUGCAUGUUAAAUUCUUACAAAACAUUUAAUUGUGCUUUCAACAGUUCAUCUGCUCUUUGCCAUUCUCAGUUCAUUUCCCUAGGUCUUUAGAGUAUAUGGAUUCUCUUCCAUUUGUUGCUUUCAUCAUUUCUGCUCACACCUGCAUAGUUCAUGUGGUUUCCUAGUUGAAUUCAUUGGACACAUAUUUAAGAUAAACAUCAGUUUGACUUUGACACUGGGCUUAUAAUUAAUUAUUCAAUAACUUGCUAUUCAUUGAAGGGUAACAUACAAACUCCUUGGCAUUUACCUCUGAAAUUUUGACCCUGUAAAACAUGAACAUUCUUUUGCAGCCAGGCCAAUUCAUUAGGCCUUGGAACAUGAGUUUGGCUUUUUUAUUUCUAUGGUUGGAUCAGGUUAUUUCCUCCACUUGUAAUCCCUCUCUACCUCACAAAUAAAUGACAUCAUGCUCCAGGGCUAGAUAAACACACACAUGCACACACACACACACACACACACACACACACACACACACACCUGACUGUAUCCAAGACAUUUCAGUACAUGGUGGCAUCUACCUUUUCUCAACCAGCAGCACAAUUGCAGUGUUUAAGAAUCCAUCCCUUUCCACUCUUGUGGCAUUUAAACUUGCUCUGUGCAUGUUUCUGAAUCCCUAAAGAGGUUACUAAUUCCUGUGACACAGGAACUGUCUAAGUGUGUAGUAUUUCUUUUACUAGCUAACUGGCUUGUACAAAUGAAAGUGCUCACAAGCUGUUUGCUUCGCCAUGGUCUUGUAAGAUAAUGAGGCCAAAUUCAGGACUCACAAAAUGAGAGUAAAUUUAAAUUCCCAUCCAAUAUGGCAGAAUAUGGCUUGGAACAGGAUGUUGGAUUUAGCAAAAGAGAAGUAUGGUAUUUCUCAGUCUCCCAGAACUGGACAUGAAUGAAAUUCAUAACUGCAACCAGC